UAUUUAGAAUAAUAUCACGGCCAUCUUUCGCGAAAAGACGUGGGUAAAGAUAAGGGAUUAUUACUUUAAACUUUUAAGAGUUCGUUCUGAAGACGUAUAAAGUGGGAAGAAAGUUAUAUUUGCGUAAGCACCAUGACAAUUUUGCCCAAAAAGAAGUCGUCUCAAGCGCGGUCGGAAUCUGAGAGCAAUACUGAUGGAUCCCCUCUCCAACAUCUCUCAGUUGGAAGCAAUAAUCAUCUAUCACAUAUUGGACCCGUACCUCAGGUUACAGAACCACUGAAUGUGGCCCGGCUCUCUGGUAGAACAUCAACAAGCCAUACACACAGCCAUGGCCAUAGCAGUCAGUCAUCCUCUCGCUAUGAAGAUUAUGACCUAGAGAGUGGUCCCAGUCAAACAAAGAGGAGGAUGAGAGUGAGCCCGCACAGAGCUGUUCGUCCUAAGCACAGAGAUAGAAAUUCAUCCACCUCUGCCAUACCCAGUACUAGUUCAGCUAUACACAAUGUUGCCUCUUCGUCCAGCUCAGGGAGUUCUCCCACACCUAGCCAUGUAGUACCAGAACCUUCUUCGUCUUACCACUGUGAAGAUGAAUCAGGAAGUGGAUACAACAGUGGAGAUGAAUAUGGACCUGCCAGAUCUUCCUCUUCUAAUGUAGCCAUUUCUGAAGAAGAAUGGGAACAGAAAGAGAGAUGGUUUGAGAAAAAAAUGCGGAAACGAGGUUUCAUUAUCAAACGUAUGGGUGAAGACGGUGCGUGUCUAUUUCGUGCAGUGUCUGAUCAAAUCUAUGGUGAUCAAGAAAUGCAUUCAAUGGUUCGCAAGCAUUGUAUGGACUAUAUUGAUGCCAAUGGAGACUACUUUUCGCAGUACAUGACUGAAGAUUUCGCAGCGUACGUGAGCAGAAAACGUUUGGAAAAUGUUCACGGGAACCAUAUCGAAAUGCAGGCUAUGAGCGAAAUGUACAACAGACACAUUGAAGUCUUCUGCUACAGUGUUGAUCCCAUUAACAUUUUUCAUGGAAAACAUCAAACUGAUGACGAACCUAUUCGAUUAUCCUACCACCGAGGGGUUCAUUACAAUAGUUUGGUUGAUCCUUAUAAAGCAACUGUCGGCGUUGGUCUGGGGUUGCCCGGAUUUGUUCCUGGUCAAGCGGACAAGAAAUUAAUGGGUGAUGCUAUGCGGCAAAGUGAGGAGACGCUGAUUGAGCAAGCCAUGUUGGAAGACAAAGUCAAAGCCACAGAUUGGGAAGCUACGAACGAAGCUAUUGAGGAACAAGUGGCGCGCGAGAGCUACCUUGACUGGCUAAGAGAAAACGAACGACGAAACAGACAACAGCAACGUUCUGGUCACUCGGCAACCACAUCUUCAAACGCUUGCGAGCUUCGUUCACCCAGAACCUCAGCAGCGACGUCUUCUGCUCGCAAUUCGCCAAAGCCUUCCUUUGUUGAACAUCAACGGAAGUCGCCAAAUGCAUCGCCUCGAGCUUCAACAUCACGCAGCGUUACGACAUCUAGUAGCCGAGAUGGUUCUUCAGCCAGCCCUAUCGCAUCGCCUGCUGCGGGUACAUCGAAUUCUGUCACGGUGAACUCGAGUAAACCUGAUUGGGGACUUGGCCCAGGUUUUGAAUUAGCUGAAACAGCUUCAUUUCUCGGACAGUUGCCACCCGAUAUGUUUGGUUUAGCGGAUUGGGAGGAUGCCGGACUUCUGGCCCAGGUGUUAGCGGCAUCCCAACAAGAGUAUCUGGAUAAGCUGAAAAAAAGCCGAGAACCUAUCGAUGAGACGAAAGAUAGCCCUAAAGAACAGCAAGAAGAGAAGCCGAUUGAUCAGAGUAGUCGCGACAGUAUGAUGGCAGAUCCAUCUAGCGACCUAACCACUGCGAACGGAACUAACAAUAGUUAACCCAGACUCAGUUGUUUUGUUUACGUACUGUCUUUCUUAUCUUUUUCCCCCGUCAGUCGCAGGGAGUUAAAGAGGCGUGUACCAGAGGAGCCAAGAGAAAGGCAUUUUUGCCAUGCAAAAUUGCUAAUCUUUGAUUCUUGCGGUCUACAUUUAGACCUGCAGUGACGUCUGACUGACACAAUUGGAUUGAACUUUCCCUUAUACUUGUCUCCUCCAGCGCCCAUGCUCGCAAACUGGCUGCCAAAUCAUGUAAAAAAAAAAAAAGGAAAUGUCAUCCGCGUUCGAAAUCCAGUGAAGCAAGAAAAAAAAAUCACUUUAUAGAAAAAAGUAAAUUGAAAUCAUUUGUUACACAGCUUUUCUGUCAAAAUAGCCGCAGAUGCCCCCCUUGCCCUGGUGCCUUGGAAUAUCUUUCGUCGUG
This is a messenger RNA of Daphnia carinata, 2311 nucleotides long. It is a transcript of the gene Duba, whose product is annotated as OTU domain-containing protein 5-B-like. The coding region runs from base 133 to 1893 and encodes 586 amino acids. The transcript is spliced from 7 exons. Gene Ontology annotation, biological process: protein deubiquitination. Gene Ontology annotation, molecular function: K63-linked deubiquitinase activity; cysteine-type deubiquitinase activity. The record is from RefSeq and is a predicted model, not a curated record. Lineage: Eukaryota; Metazoa; Arthropoda; Branchiopoda; Diplostraca; Daphniidae.